Molecule: messenger RNA, 777 nt
Organism: Ylistrum balloti
Lineage: Eukaryota; Metazoa; Mollusca; Bivalvia; Pectinida; Pectinidae
Exons: 7
Coding region: 126-482 (118 amino acids)
Source: RefSeq, a predicted model, not a curated record
UUAAUUUGCAUCACGUGUCUCCGGUUUAAAAACUCUUUUACGUCAUUCUUGGUAUAAAAACCUGCUCCUCGCGGUCCCUCUACACCAAGCAACACUCGGAACUUGGGAACGAAACAACGCACAACAUGGCCAAUAUGCUCAUACCGUCCAUUGUCCUCCUUAUGUCUUUGGCAGUUGUACAUUGUGGAAAUCCAACGUGCGAUACGAAUUCUUGUGCACCCGAAAAAUGCAAAUGGACAUGUAAAGACGAGAGCGGAAAACCAGUAGCCGAAUUCAUUGACGACGUUUGUGAUGCUGGUGAUGAAAAAUGUGGAAAAGACGCAGCAGGCGAAUGCAAAUCUGAAUGUGAAUCGGUCCCUGCGCCAGAGGUUACAACGACAGUAGCACCAGGAAAUACGGCUGACAACGGAAGUGUUAAACUUGGAUUAUCUACAAUUGUACUGGUAUUUGGUGUCCUAACCAGGAUGUUUCUACAGUACUGAUUGGUGAAUGUGAAUACAAGUUGUGAUCCUGAUGAAAAAAAGAAUUUGUUUAUCAAAGACAAUGACGGAUGACAUUUUACUGACUUAACACAAUCUACGUUUGCUUGGUCGUUUAAACACUUUAUAUAUUUGUACUUUAUGAGUUAUUCUUAGAUGUAAUCGAUUCACAACUAACUUUCAACGCAUGCUUUGAAGCACGUUGCUUUUUUAGUAAUGGCUGAGCUGCAAUAUUUAUUCUGUUGUUUCUAUUUUCUUGUAUAUUCUAUUUAUAUCAACUAAAGAACAAAUAAUAUCG